AUGGGCGACAAGGUCGCUUUCCUCUACGCGCCGGUCGGCUGGCAGCGCCCCGACAUGGGUCGCCAACUCUACGAGCGGGAGGCCGUCUUCCGGGAGGCGCUCGACGCGGCCGCGGCGGACCUCGGCGCGGCGGCGCCGGACCUGUUGGCGGCGCUCUACCCGAAGGCGAAAGGCGUCUACGACGGCGUCCUGGACGGGGCGCGCUACGCGCAGCCCGCGCUCUUCGCCGUGGAGGUGGCCCUCGACGCGCUGCUGCGGAGCCGCGGCGUGGCGCCCGACGCCGUGCUCGGCCACUCGCUCGGCGAGCUCGCGGCGGCCUGCUCCGGGAACGGCGAGGGCGCGAAGUGCGGGCCCCUCUCGCGCCGCGAGGCCGCCCGCAUCGUCGCGAUACGCGCGGCGCUGAUGGCGGAGCACGCGGUCGAGGGCGGCAUGACGGCCGUGCGCGCGUCGGCGGAGGAGUGCGCGGCGGCGAUCGAGGCGACCGCGGCGGAGUGCUGGGUCGCCGCCGUCAACGCCCCGCAGUCGACGGUGCUCGCCGGGCGCCGCCACGGCAUCGCGGCCGUCGUCGCGCGCUUGGGGCGCGAGUCGACGCGCGUGCGCGCGACGCACCCCGACCACACGCCGCUCAUGGACGGCAUUGGCCGCGAGCUCGCACGCGCGGUCCGGCUCCCCGACGCCUUCCCGACGGCGCUGGAGGUCUACUCCGGGGCGGCGGGCGGCCGCGUCGCCGCCAAGGCCCUGCGGACGGGCGCCUUCUGGCGGCGCCACGCGACGAGCCCCGUGCGCUUCACGGACGCCCUGAAGGCGCUCGCGGCGGGCGGCGUCCGCGCCUUCGUCGAGGUCGGCGAGGGCAUGCUCUGCGGCCUCGGCAAGGAGACGCUCGCCCGCGGCGUCGACCAGGAAGCGACGUGGGCCGCCGCGCUGGCCCGGGGCGGCGACGACGGCAAGGCCGUCGCCGCGUGCGUCGCGGCGGCGGCGCCGCCGCCGGAGCUCGUCGCGUGCCGCGUGGAGUCCGACGGCCCGGAGCCGGCCGUGGCCCUCAAGUUCCCGCGCCGCGCGUCCCUCGCGCACCUGCGCGCCUUCGUGGAGAAGGUCUACGGGAAGAAAAUAGAUCUGGUCGCCCCGGCCACGGAGCCGGCGCUCCGCGCCGCCGUCGCGGCCGGCGCCGUCGACGUCCGCGUGGCGGCCACCAAGAAGCGCGGCGCGCGCGCGGCGGCGCCCCGCCCGCAGAAGAAGAGCCCCAAGCUCGCGUCCGCGGCGACGCCCUUCUUCGCGGCGCCCGCGGGCGAGCCCGUCCUCGGCGCCGCCGCGCGGGCCCUGCGCGACGCGCUGCCGCUCCCGUCCUCGCUCCCGGAGCUCGACUUCCCGGCGGACUCCAUGGGCGGCCGCUGCCUCGACGCGUGGCGCUACCGGUGGGGCCAGCGCCUCGGGGACCUGUGGCUCUACGUGCCGCUCCCCGCCGGCACCGAGGCGAAGGACGUGCGCGUCGACGUCCACCGCGCGCGGCUGAGCGUCGAAAUACGGGGCGUCGUCCUCCACGCCGGCGCGCUCUGGAACGCCGGGGAGACGCACGGCGUCGACGUCGACGCGGCGGCGUGGGUCGUCGUGCGCCACGGGUGCGACCGCUUCGAGCGCGACGCGACGCCGGUCCUGCAGGUCGAGCUGCACAAGAAGAAGUCCGCUUGGUGGAAGGCCGUCUGGGCCGGGCACCCGACGAUCGAGCCCUGGGAGGUGCCGGGCUGGCGCGAGGCCACGCUCGGCGGCCACCGGUCCACGUGUGGCGGCCGUCUACACCCUCGACCCUGGGACUUGUUAAACGCGCGCGUCGCCGUUGCUGAUGCCGUCGGCGAGCUCCUCCGCGGGAAAAAGAAGAGCGGUACCGUUACGACGUGUGUUUCUGUGCGCUGGGCCUACCUCUCGCGCGCGUCGGGCAUGUGGAUCGGCAGUUCACGGCGAAGCGCGUCGUGGCGCGCGGGCGGCCAGGCGGCGCCGACGUGA
Pelagomonas calceolata is the source of this 1998-nucleotide messenger RNA. The record is from the annotation of a GenBank genome assembly. Lineage: Eukaryota; Pelagophyceae; Pelagomonadales; Pelagomonadaceae.